AUGGCGGAGUUGCCCGCCACAGAAUUAACUGACUUGGCUCAUGCCAAUGGCAGGUUCACCAUUAGCACCCUGAUCAGCACCGAGGACAGCGGCAAACCUCACUAUGGACAGCCUGACACUGUCACCUAUGAGGCUACCCAUCCCAGCCACCUCACCCACAGCAGCACUUACUACAUGAGGACCUUUGGCUACAACACAGUGGAUGUUGUGCCGACUUACGAACAUUACGCCAACACGAAGGUGGCAGGUGAAACCAGUAAAGUUAGGCCCACGCUGGAAGAUCUACAUUCUUUCUUGAAGUCGGACAAUAGCUGUCUCCACAACCCGGUGUACGAACCGCAGAAAAGUAACGGCUUGAGUGAUGAAACGACUGAGGAAGAUGGCAGUGAGGGUGGGGAAAAGCCUCAGGGAGAGCCUGUCCGAUUUGGAUGGGUGAAAGGGGUGAUGAUUCGAUGUAUGCUGAACAUCUGGGGUGUGAUUCUCUAUUUGCGAUUGUCCUGGAUCACUGCACAGGCAGGAAUUGCGCUCACAUGGCUGAUUAUCUUGAUGUCUGUGACGGUGACAAGCAUCACAGGCUUGUCCAUCUCUGCCAUCUCCACCAACGGCAAAGUGAAAUCAGGUGGUACGUAUUUCCUUAUCUCAAGAAGCCUCGGUCCAGAGCUGGGUGGUUCCAUCGGUCUCAUAUUUGCCUUUGCGAAUGCCGUGGCUGUGGCGAUGCACACGGUGGGAUUUGCGGAAACUGUGCGCGAUCUGAUCCAGGAACAUAACUCGCCUAUUGUAGACCCCACAAAUGACAUCCGCAUCAUAGGGGUCAUCACGGUGACAGUGCUACUUGGGAUUUCCUUGGCCGGAAUGGAAUGGGAAGCAAAGGCACAGGUGCUGUUCUUCAUAGUCAUCAUGAUUUCCUUCUUAAAUUACAUAGUGGGGACGGUGAUUCCAGCCUCCGAGGAGAAGCAGGCAAAAGGAUUCUUCAGUUACCGAGCUGAUAUUUUUGCUCAGAACUUUGUGCCAAAUUGGCGCGGACCAGAUGGCACCUUCUUUGGUUUGUUUUCCAUUUUCUUUCCAUCAGCGACUGGCAUCUUGGCUGGAGCCAACAUUUCAGGAGAUUUGAAGGAUCCAGCUAUAGCCAUUCCCAAAGGCACUCUGAUGGCUAUAUUCUGGACUACAAUAUCCUAUCUGGCUAUUUCUGCUACAAUUGGUGCUUGUGUGGUACGUGAUGCCUCUGGCAGCGUGAAUGACUCCAUUCCUGUUGGCUCUCUGGGCUGCGAAGGACUUGCUUGUGACUAUGGCUGGAACUUCACGGAGUGUGCUCAGAAGCAAAGCUGUCACUAUGGGCUCAGCAAUUAUUACCAGACUAUGAGCAUGGUAUCUGGAUUUGCCCCCCUGAUCACGGCUGGAAUCUUCGGGGCCACCCUCUCUUCUGCUUUGGCCUGCCUGGUCUCAGCACCCAAAGUCUUCCAGUGCCUGUGCAAGGACCAGCUCUACCCUCUGAUCGGCUUCUUUGGGAAGGGCUAUGGGAAGAAUGAGGAGCCCAUCAGGGGUUACAUGCUGACCUACAUCAUAGCAGUGGGGUUCAUUCUUAUCGCUGAAUUGAACACUAUUGCCCCAAUCAUCUCCAACUUCUUCCUGUGCUCGUAUGCACUCAUCAAUUUCAGCUGUUUCCAUGCCUCCAUCACCAACUCGCCGGGAUGGAGACCAUCCUUUAGGUAUUACAGCAAGUGGGCUGCGCUUUUCGGUGCCGUCAUCUCUGUCGUGAUCAUGUUUCUAUUGACCUGGUGGGCAGCCUUGAUAGCCAUUGGCAUCAUUGUCUUCUUACUGGGAUAUGUGCUCUACAAAAAGCCUGAAGUGAACUGGGGCUCAUCUGUGCAGGCAGGUUCAUACAACUUGGCCCUGAACUAUUCCGUGGGACUCAAUGAAGUCAACGAGCACAUUAAGAACUACAGACCCCAGUGCCUGGUGUUAACGGGCCCUCCGAACUUCCGCCCAGCCCUGGUGGAUUUUGUGGGCACUUUCACCAAAAACCUCAGUUUGAUGAUUUGCGGGAAUGUGCUGAUAGGACCAUGCAAGCAGAAGAUGUCAGAAUCCAGGCUCACCUCCAACGGUCAUAUAAAGUGGCUGACCAAGAGAAAGAUCAAAGCUUUCUAUACAGACGUGGUAGCUGAUGACUUGAGAAGUGGAGUCAAAACACUUAUGCAGGCAUCCGGUCUUGGGAAGAUGAAACCCAAUAUCCUGGUGAUUGGGUACAAGAAGAACUGGCAGACAGCUCAUCCUAGGAUGGUGGAGGAGUACACUGGAAUCCUGCAUGAUGCGUUUGACUUCAAGUAUGGAAUAUGCUUAAUGAGAAUGAAGGAAGGGCUGAAUGUUUCCAGAAUGUUGCAGGCUCACAUUAACCUGGUUUUUGACCCAGCAGAAGACCGUAAAGAGAAUGGAACAAAUGGUGUGCUACCCACUGUGACCGGCACAUUGGAUCCUGAUGCGCUUACCGCGGAACAGCAAGCAAGCACCAUCUUCCAGACUGAACAGGGCAAGAAGACUAUCGACAUCUACUGGCUCUUUGAUGAUGGAGGUCUGACGCUCCUGAUUCCGUUCCUCCUCAAUCGCAAGAAGCGGUGGGGCAAGUGCAAAACCCGGGUGUUUGUUGGUGGGCAGAUCCACAGGAUGGAUGAAGAGAGGAAGGCGAUUGUCUCUCUAUUGAGCAAGUUCCGACUUGGGUUCCAUGAGGUGCAUGUCCUUCCAGACAUUAACCAGAAACCACGCCCUGAACACAUCAAGAGAUUUGAUGACCUGAUCGCCCCCUUCAGGCUGAACGAUGGGUUUAAGGACGAGGCCGUGGUGAAUGAAAUGAGGAGUGACUGCCCCUGGAAGAUUUCUGAUGAGGAGGUUAAUAAAAGCAAAGUGAAGUCACUUCGACAAGUGAGACUGAAUGAGAUCUUGUUGGAUUACUCACGGGAUGCUGCUCUCAUAGUCAUAACCUUGCCAAUAGGCAGAAAGGGGCGAUGCCCCAGCUCCCUCUAUAUGGCCUGGCUAGAAACCCUCUCACAAGACCUGAGACCCCCAGUUAUCCUGACCAGAGGAAACCAAGAAAAUGUUCUGACGUUUUACUGCCAAUAG
This is a messenger RNA of Gopherus evgoodei (Goodes thornscrub tortoise), 3111 nucleotides long. RefSeq names its product solute carrier family 12 member 3 (gene SLC12A3). Lineage: Eukaryota; Metazoa; Chordata; Testudines; Testudinidae. Gene Ontology annotation, cellular component: membrane. The record is from RefSeq and is a predicted model, not a curated record. Gene Ontology annotation, biological process: sodium ion homeostasis; chloride transmembrane transport; sodium ion transmembrane transport. Gene Ontology annotation, molecular function: sodium:potassium:chloride symporter activity. The coding region runs from base 1 to 3111 and encodes 1036 amino acids. The transcript has 26 exons.